AUGGCCCUGCGCGCUUCCGCCGAUGAGGCCGAGAAUGUGGCCGCUGGCUUCCGUCUGUUUCGCGACCCGCUGCCAGAAUAUGCCACCGAAAUCACCUCGCUGAUCGCCGACCUCUACGCCAUUAGCUCCUCGCUCAACCGAUUGGACGACCUGCACAAGAAUCGCGCCUACCGACAGAAUCUCGCCGUCGCGCACGCCGAUGUCGAGCUCGUCCGCACCAGCCUGAACUACACCUUUGAGGAUAUCAUUGAUUUCAUGGGCGAGCUGGAUGGCGUCCGCGGGCCAUCGCGCGAUCUCUACCGGCGCACCUGGAUGGACCUGUGCGCCUUCUUCCGCACCCAAUCCCACGAGACCCUGUCCAGCCGCCUGGCCAAGUACAAGACUUUUUUGAAUGAAUUGGAGGAUUAUGUCCGGAAUAAAUCCCCCGACUUGCAGCUCAUGGCCACGCUCCGCGUGGGCUUCAAAGAGCUCCAGUUCCAUCAGGAGCAGCAGCUUGCUGCCCAACUGGCUGCCGUGUCGCUGAGCUCCCCGUCCUCGGCCAGUAGCAACAGCGCCGAUCCCGGCAGCCCCGUCAGCGACCGUCGGCCGCCCAAACGGCGGUCGUAUGAGCGGACACGGCCGCAGACGUCGCCGCAGUCCCCGCUGUCGCCGGCGUCGGGCGGCUUCUUCGACAUCCCGCCGACGGUGCCUGACGCCCCGGGCUCGCCAGUCACGAGCUCCGCCACCAGUCAGACGCUGUCGUCCACCAACACCGUCGCGGAACACUGGGCGAAGCGCGUGUUCCUGGACGAGCAUACGACGACGCUGAUUCCGAAUGAUGGCGAAUGUUCCACAUGUCUCGGAGAACAUCUCCCCGGCGCCAAGCGCAUGCUCCACGAGCAGGGCUUUGAGAAGCUCGUUGAAUUAUCGUUCAAUGGAGACUCCGACUUUCGCGUCCACUUUUACAUCCGCGAGGACGACCACCGCGCCCGCAUCCUGUGCAAGUCCCCGCGCACCUCCCGCGGCAGCGAAUACUACUGUCUCCCUCUGAACAUGCUGGAAAUCGUCUGCGUGGGGUCCUGCCAAGCUGACCAGACAGAACUGGUCGUCUUCUUCUGCACCUUCCUGGCCCUUCGCUCCCAGGACUCGGGGCGCCCGGUGGAACGCAUCCGGGACUAUGAGCUGGAGCGCGAGCAGGAGCUUUUCGGGGGCAAAAUCGUCGACGACAACUUCCUCCAUGCCUUGCGCAUCUACCGGGACACGGUCUCCGGCGCCGUCAGACUGCAAGCGUCUGUGCACAAGGGCGAGAUGAAGCGAUCCCCCAUCUGGACGGCAUUCAUCACCCACCAUAUCGGCACGCGAGGCUGGAUGCGCCGAGCCGAGCCGAAAACCGUCGUGCUGCGGACGCUGCAACGCUCCAUCUUUACCUUUCCCGACUAUAAUCCGCCGCUGACGGCGCAGGGCGAGCACAUUCUCAAGUUUACGAAUCGCUCUGAUGCAACCGCCUUUGUGCAGACCAUCUCCGAACUGGCCGCCUUUCCUUGA
Molecule: messenger RNA, 1524 nt
Organism: Aspergillus terreus NIH2624
Lineage: Eukaryota; Fungi; Ascomycota; Eurotiomycetes; Eurotiales; Aspergillaceae
Exons: 8
Coding region: 1-1524 (507 amino acids)
Source: RefSeq, a predicted model, not a curated record